GCGCGUAGAGCCUGGAGCUGCGGCGGGAGCGGGAGUCCCCGGGGAGGAGCGGCUCGGAGCCGGCACCCACCGCGGGACGGGCGGUGGCUGAAGCAGCCUCGCAAGGCCAGCAGAGCCGCCAUGGCCGAGUUCCCGUCAAAAGUGAGCACGCGGACAAGCAGCCCGGCGCAGGGGGCCGGCGCCUCCGCCUCGGCGCUGCGUCCGGACCUGGGCUUCGUGCGCUCCAACAUCGGUGCUCUCAUGCUGCUGCAGCUGGUGUUGGGCUUGCUGGUGUGGGCCCUAAUUGCCGACACCCCAUACCACCUGUACCCGGCUUAUGGUUGGGUGAUGUUCGUUGCUGUCUUCCUCUGGCUGGUGACAAUCAUCGUCUUCAUCCUCUACCUGUUUCAGCUGCACAUGAAGUUUUACAUGGUGCCCUGGCCACUGGUGUUAAUGAUCUUUAAUGUUGGUGCCACUGUCCUCUACAUCACGGCCUUCAUCACCUGCUCUGCUGCAGUUGAGGUGACGUCCCUGAAGGGCACCCGGCCAUAUAACCAGCGUGCAGCUGCCUCGUUCUUUGCGUGUUUAGUGAUGAUUGCCUAUGGAGUGAGCACCUUCUUCAGCUUCAGAGCCUGGCGAGGAACAGGCAGCAAUGCAGCCACCAGUCAGAUGGCUGGUGGCUAUGCCUAA
This is a messenger RNA of Orycteropus afer afer, 669 nucleotides long. It is a transcript of the gene PLLP, whose product is annotated as plasmolipin. Gene Ontology annotation, cellular component: membrane. NCBI's taxonomy places the organism in Eukaryota, Metazoa, Chordata, Mammalia, Tubulidentata, Orycteropodidae. Gene Ontology annotation, biological process: myelination. Gene Ontology annotation, molecular function: structural constituent of myelin sheath. The record is from RefSeq and is a predicted model, not a curated record.